AUGUCUAACAAUCUCGUUUGGAUAAAUCCAGCGACUACGUCACCCGUCGAUCGCGCUAAAACAAGGCGCGAAAUCAUGCAGAAAGUGGCUCAGAAGCGAAGAGCAGAACCAAAACAUCGGCAUCCCAACAGCCGACAGCUUCCUGUUUUCAUACCAAGAAAUGGCCUUCAUGAAAGCGCAGCAGAGUACAAACAAAUACAAGCACUUCAUGUGGCAGAGCGACCGUCCCAAACUAAGCCUGACGGUGUCUACAUCCAUCCAGACACAACAUAUUUGCGUACCCCUGCUACCACAUAUUCAGCGGUCCUCGCCAAAACAAAUCUACAUUUUCUAGAUCUGUCUUUAUUAACUUCCGUUGGGGUUGGCCGGUAUACCGGACAAAGGCUUCUUGAAAGCCCUCAAACUAUAGCGCAUUUCUUCACGGGAAGAAAUUGGUCAUAUUUUCAGUAUGUACCCUUGCAUUACCAGCAAAGCGUCUUGAUAAGAAGCGCUGCGGAUUGUGUUUUGGCUCGCGUUAGGUGCUCUCUUACGCCCGGCGACCAAAGGUGGGAGCUAUACGCUCUCUCUGCUUAUUCACGAGCGCUCUCAAAGCUACAAGACGCGAUGGACACUACACCUCAGCGUAUUACAGCUGAGCUCCUCUGCGCCACGCAAAUGUUAGGCCUCUAUGAACUUCUAAACCCUAGUCGAGGGGAUGCAUGGAAAAAGCAUACCGCGGGAGCUACAUCUUUAAUACAGUUACGAGGUCCACUGAACUAUCAAUCCGAGUUCGAGAAAUGUCUUUUCCUGGGUUAUGUUGGGCCAAUGGCAACAGAAGCAAUACUCAAUAACGAGGCUUGUUUCCUUGAUCGUCCAGCAUGGAAGGCAGUCCUUCUAUCAAUUAUCACGGACGAUCCUCUUGUGCCGGAAAGAAGUACUAUGGUCAUCUCCAUAAUGCUGAUUUUUGUCACCAUACCCACUCUAUUCAACAGGUUUACUGACGUGAUUUGCCAUAAUCCCGACCAGCCGCUUCAAGUGAUUACGGAGCUUGCAUCCCGAGCCCACAAACUUCGAACGUCUCUGCAAGACUGGUAUCACACCUAUAUCCAACCCAGCGGGACACCAAUCCAUGAUCCAACAUAUGGAGAUAGGUAUUAUGACGCGCUUGUUAUAUAUUACAUUUGCAUGAUAUACAGUAGCCGUCUCAAUACGUGUAUACAUUCACAAGAUAAACCCAGUGUAUACAAGCUUGAAGAGGAGUGCCAACGGUUUGCGAAAAUAAUUGUAUCCCUGCAUCAAAGAGGAGGGUCAUCUGCUAACCGACAAGGGUCAUUACUGCUGGCUCAAAAACUACCUAUUGCCGAAGCAACUAUUGAAUCUGGAGACGCUUGGAAAACACAACUGAGUAUUGGUAAUAGUCACAGCCACAUCUUCAAAAUGUCCAGAGAAGCCUUUCAUACCUGGUGUAAGCUCUUUGGACGAAAAAUUUCAUGA
This is a messenger RNA of Trichoderma gamsii, 1473 nucleotides long. RefSeq lists its product as hypothetical. NCBI's taxonomy places the organism in Eukaryota, Fungi, Ascomycota, Sordariomycetes, Hypocreales, Hypocreaceae. The record is from RefSeq and is a predicted model, not a curated record. The coding region runs from base 1 to 1473 and encodes 490 amino acids. The transcript is spliced from 3 exons.